AUGGUGGAGCGGGGAGACGCGGCGCCGCUGCUGCGCUGGGCCGAGGGCCCCGCCGUCUCCCCGCCGCAGGCCCCGGAGCCGCAGGCUGGGGGCCGGGGCUGGGGCAGCGGCGGGGGCGGCCGGCCCGCCGCGGAGCCGCCCAGGAGGCGGGGGCCCCAGGAGCUGGGCGCCUCCGAGGUGCUGCUGCAGCCCGGGCGCCUGGAGCUGGGCGACGUGGAGGAGGACCAGGUGGUGGCCGUGUUCGUGGUCACCUUCGACCCCCGCUCGGGGAACAUGGUGGAAUGGUGCUUACCUCAAGAUAUUGAUCUGGAAGGUGUUGAGUUCAAGUCUAUGGCCAGUGGGUCCCAUAAAAUUCAGUCUGACUUCAUCUAUUUCCGAAAGGGGCCAUUCUUCGGCCUGGCCUGCUUCGCCAACAUGCCCGUGGCAAGUGAGCUGGAGCGUGGUGCACGGAUGAAGUCUGUGGGCAUCCUGUCUCCGUCCUACACCCUGCUUUACCGCUACAUGCACUUCUUGGAGAACCAGGUUCGGCACCAGCUGGAGACGCCUGGACAUUACUCUCAUCUGGCCGCAUUCUAUGAGGACAAGAAAGGGGUGCUCCACGCCGGUCCGGGGAGAGGCGGCAGCCUGCCCCCUGUCUACUGGCUGCCUUCCAUCCACCGAUACAUGUACCCGGAGAUGAAGAUCACUCACCCAGCCGGCUGCAUGUCUCAGUUUAUCAAGUUCUUUGGAGAACAGAUCCUUAUCCUUUGGAAAUUUGCCUUACUUCGAAAGCGCAUUUUGAUAUUUUCUCCGCCUCCUGUGGGUGUUGUAUGUUAUAGAGUGUACUGCUGCUGCUGCCUGGCCAACGUCUCCCUGCCUGGCAUUGGGGGCACCAUUCCCGAGUCCAAGCCUUUCUUCUAUGUGAACGUGGCUGACAUCGAGAGCCUGGAGGUAGAGGUGUCCUAUGUGGCCUGCACCACGGAGAAGAUUUUCGAGGAGAAGCGGGAGCUGUAUGACGUCUACGUGGAUAACCAGAACGUGAAGACACACCAUGACCACCUGCAGCCCUUGCUGAAGAUCAACAGCGCCGACCGCGAGAAGUACCGGCGGCUCAACGAGCAGAGGCAGAUGCUGCUCUACUCCCAGGAACUGGAAGAAGACUAUACCCCCUGUGAGGAGGACCUCUUUGUGCUGUUUUUCCUAGAGCAGAACAACCGGAUAUUUCAGACUCUGUUGGAGGUGUCCGCCAGUCAAGACAAAACUCUGACCGCUGAGCACGCCCGGGGCAUGGGUCUAGACCCCCAAGGUGACCGGAGCUUCUUAAUGGACCUGCUGGAGGCCUAUGGCAUCGACGUCAUGUUGGUCAUUGACAACCCCUGUUGCCCAUAGGAAGAGUGAGCCCAGACCGUGGUAAGAUGAGACCACCUUGGUUUUGUGCCCUGCCCUGGUACCAUGUUGGAACCGACCACUUUCUCCCAGAGCUGCUGCCUGGGUUUGGUCAGAGGCGUUUUCUGCAUAGCUUCUCUUGUGUCCUGGUUGAGUGACUUGAGGGAACGUGGUGAAGGCCGUCUGUCACUGGGAGCGGGCUGAGCUUCGGAAACACCGGGGUGGACUGUUAGAAAGUCUCCACGAGUUUCAUCCCUUGCAGUUCUCUGUCCAGUGUGGCCUGUGGACGUGCAUCUCUUAAAGGUGGAAGCUAGACCUCAUGACCUUCCAAGGUGUUUGAUCAGUUCUGGGAGUCCAGUGUUGGGGUCAGAUCCCUUUUCCUGUUCCCUGGGGCAAAUCUGUGUCUUUUCUGUCCAUGUGAGUUGAGCCCUCAAAAAGGAGCAAGACACUGUUUCCGUCACUAAGCGUGAGCUUCUCUGGGCACAGAAUGACAGGAAGAGGUUUCUUACCAGCCAGCUGAAAACUAAAAUUGUAGAAUGAGGCAUUGAAACUUUCCUCAAAGUAAUGAACGGUGGCCACUCAGUGUAAAACUCCUUUCUCUGCACCGCCCCCCCCCCCCCCCCCCCCNUCCCCCCCAGGGUGGCCCUGGAGCUGGCAAGCAAAUUCAUUUCACAAUUUCGUUUCCUUUAAGGGCUAACUUUGCUCUUAGAGUGAUUUAGGUAUUUUUAAAGAGUAAUAUUUGUUCCCACCAAAGGUAGAGCAGUUGGGGUUCAAACAGGAUGGAAAGAAGAUGUUUCUCCAUCUGAGAGUUCUCUGGACAUGUCACCGGCAGAACCUCGGCAUCAAAACGGAGAUUCGCUGGAGUCCGUAAUCCAGCAGGGAUCUGGGCUGGUCACUCAGAGUUUGGAGCAUGGGAACAUGACUGUGUACGAGUUUGGAGCCCUCACAAACCAAGUUCUUGUCAGCAGAGUUGACAUUCCUUGAGCUAAGUAGUUGGGCCAGAGAUGGCUGGAUUGGUUGGAAUUUGACAGCCCAGGGAAGGGCUUGGAACCCCCGAGCGUCAGUGAGGAGUUCACCUGCGCCCCCCUGACAUGUUUCGGUCUGGGACGGCGCCUGUGGGUCCCUGGCUGUCCUCUUCGGCUCUGCCUUCCAGGGAUGCCAACUUAGGUGAGACCGUAGGUGUUUGAAGCCAGCUCCUAUGAGAAGAGUUGAGGGCUUUUUUGACCAUCCUUGAGGAUUUUGUCUUAGGCUCCUGGGUUUUGGUGACAGCUUCUUCCUUUUUGAUCUUCUUCCCCGGCUCCGUUAUCGGAAUGGCCAUCCAGGUAUCAAUGUCUGUGACCAGGGUCCAGCCAGGCUACAACACACAGCAGAGAAAUAACUCUCAAAUGGAUGGAACACAGGUCUUAGAGCUUUUUAGGGCUCACUGCUUUAUUCAAAAAUAUUUUCACUAUAGUUCCGCGACAGGGGAUUCAAGACUAAAGAAACUCACGUGUAAAAAUGCAAAUACAUAUUGAUUAAUCAAAGUAGGGUCUUUUAUGUAAAUAUAUAAAUAAGUUUGGGCAUUGAAAUGUAAACUGUACAACGAAUACACUUUUCUCCUCUGCAGUGUGGAUUUAGCCAUUUCAGCGAUAUAGAUGUUUACAAAAAAGCUUCGCCGCCUCUUUCCUUGAAGAGCAACCCUCUCUUGUCUCUGGGGAAGGAGUGGCCUUUCUGACUUGGGUCAAAGAAUGAUGACUUUUAGCGGUGUCUGAAGGCUCAAGGUUUUGUAAGUUAAGGGGUGGUCCAACCAAAGCGGGAAGGGUCGGAUUCUCUUAGUGGACAUAGGCCCCCUUCCUCUGGGAUUGAGGGGUUUGUUGGAAGAGGACUAUCUUUAAGCACGUCCGUCCCCGCGCCCUUCUGCAUGCAAACCCUUGUGUUUCUGUGGAAUUCUAUGGAACUCCAGGCUCCUAAAUGCUCACGUAAAGGUCGUAAGGUGAAAUAAGUUUCCUGUACUUCCCUCUGAAUGGUGGGUUGGGUAAACUCUUCCAGGCGGCUGUGUGCGGUCCCCUCGCGCUCGUGCAGGGCGCCGGGGCCUGGGUGCGGAGGGGCAUACACGAGUGAGCCUCGGCGCGGCUGACCCCAAAACAGAACUUGCCCCCGUCCCAUCCCGUAUUCCGUUUAUGAGGGAACCCAGCCGCCCUUCCCUUGCCAGCCUCCUCCUCGGCCAGAACCCAGCACAGCGCCGCCUCUGGCGGGCUGGGCAACAGGCCACGUGGCGCUCUAGUCACUGUAACACAGAGCCACUUGUUCCUGAGGUCACCUUUGGAAGGCUCUCUUUGUACCUGCCUCUGCUCCCAGCCCCCCGCCCUCUCCCCAGUGUCUCCAGAUAGCGGCACCACCCAGCGUCGUUCGCUGCCCCGUCCAACCUUUCUGCUUUUGGUCAGAGGACAUGGGUCCACAUGCUUCUUCACCACUUCAUAGAUCAAUAAGCUCUGGAGGUGCAGGAUCGUUAACCACAGACUCCUUGGGCAGAGUUGGAAGCCGGGGGUGGGGUGGCUGGACCCAUGAGAGCCUUCUGCCCUUCUCAGCUGUGGAACCUCACCCCUCCCCUGCCUCAUCUCAGCUGGCUUGGUCCUCUGCGAACUUUCAGUUCGAGCUGCUAAUGCCGUGCCGUGAGCCAUGUGCUCACCUGAGACACCCGGGCUGCUGCUGUUGUGGGACCAGAUCCAGGCCCGAGGUUUACUGAUGUCCCACCAAAUGUGACAAAGCCCCAUUAAGGUGGGUUUUUUCGAUUCUGCAGCGUCGGCAGAUGGUAAAAGUCAGCCUUGGAGAAGAUGUCCAGUGGCGUGCUGACUUAGGAUUCUUCUUCAGGAGUCAGAAAUGGUGGGAUUGAUCUACGAGACCAAAAAGUGUGAGCUAAACAAUUUGUUUAGAAUUAACUAUGCUUUAAUCAAGCACGAAGCACUCCUGAGGCUCAGUGUCGAUCUGUUCCUGUAUGGUUGUGCCACCUGGGGCUUUGCACAGUCCUCGGGCAACAGGACGGCCAUGAGUCAGAGGGCACUCGCCUCCCACAGCUGCCAUCCGGCUCUUCUUCCAUUUGACCAGGGGGAGGGGGGCUGAGGUCACUGGUAGCGACAGAAGUAAUCUGGCCCAGACCUUGCAUCCAUAACUUACCUUGUUUUGCUCCCCGUGAAAAUCAAGAUGGGAAACUGAAGUGUAGCACAGGGCACAGAUCAUUCUAAAUAUCACCUGAGAAGACUCAUUUAUCAGUGUAACUCCCUGAUAUUUUAGCUGGAAGAUAAAGGCAAAGGUAAAUCAGAGCUGAAUCGCUGUUUUUCAUUCCGGUGGCUACGAGAACGGGCUUGCUAUUUGUCUUGAUACACUGAAAGCCCUUCCAACACAGUAAAAGGUGAGAUUAUUCACCUUUUAACCGAGGCCUUUUAGGGAAGCUUCUGUAAAGGGCAGUCACGAAUUAACUUUUUAAUGGUAGGACGCAACCCUCUGGGAAGAGGCAGGGACCUCAGGGACCCUUUGGUUCCCCCCCCCCCCCCCGAAACGGCAUAGCCCCGGGAAUGGAUUGAGUGGCUUUCUCCAGUCCCCGUACUUACUUGCAAAGGUAAAGGAGCAGGAGGGCAUCGAAUAAAAUUGUAAGAUGAUGAUCAGCUUGACAGUGACAAUCCUUUGUGGGAUACCAGUUCUGAAACGGGCAGGGUAGUCAACGUAGGAGCCCACGUGGCAUGUGGGGACUUUUACCUCCAUGUCAGGUCCCUCGCUAGUGGGCUCAGAAUCUGUGGGGUCCAGCCCCAGGGUCUUCACACUGCACUCCGUGCCCUGCAGCGAGGCUCCUGCAGAGCCGGGGGCUCACCUCAGCCCGCCCCCACCUGCCCCUCCUCAGCCUCAGGAAGACCCUUGUCUGAUUCCAGGUCGGGGCAGAGAAGGUCAAGGGCUCCUCUUACUCUCGAGUCUUGGGUUUCGAAGACUCCAUCUGAUGGCGAAUAUACCUCUGUUCCCGGGAGCUGCUCGGGCACUGAGUGUUGGGGGAGAGGCUAACUGUGAAUUAAGUUACUGCUUUUCGUAUGAGAAAUGGGAGUUUAUUUUUAUACUGAUAUUACUAUGUGAUAAGUGUGCAGAUGUGGAAAUGGAAGAAAAUUUCAAAACCAGAAUCAUGGAAGGACAGGAAGUUUUGUAAUUUGGAAGCAACUGAAACCCCGCAGAAGUGUCAUUACUUGUCUUUGAGUGUGAAUACGGACGCUGUGCUCUGAAGUCUUAGCCACGUGGGAGGUGAGCGGGAGGGAGGGUCCUCACGAGGAUGAUCGGCACCGACCCUCAGCAAAACCCUUGUACAAAAGGUGUAAACGUGAGGGGGCUGAUUGGCAGACCUCUUCCUGGAGUCGCGUGGUCUUCUGCCUGGCACUUUAAUUCUUUCUGGAGCCACAGGACGGGGGCACUUGGGUGAAACUGCACAUUUAGAAAGGAAAUAUGAAUUUUCUAGUGAUUACAAGUUAUGAUGGGGGGGAACCCUCUCUAGAGUUAUUCUAGAAGCUCAGUGUAGCAUGGGCUUUUAGCAGUAACAUAAUCUAAAUUCAGAAAAUUUAUUUACUUACCGUAGUGUAAGGAUAGGUGUGAAUUACUUACGUUUGCUGUAGAAGGCGUGGUUAGACUAACAGUAUGUUUCCUCUGCUUUCUAAGGACAGCUGGGGAACCGCAGGGGUAGGUAGGGCCUUAGAAAUUAGCCAGGGAUGGACCACAAAAUGAAAAAUCCACAGAGGGGCCAUGGUGUUAGCUGGUUGCAAGUAUAUUUCAUUGACGUUGGAGUGAAAACUUCCUUAGGCCAAAUCAAGCGAAGAUUAAAAAAAAAAGUAAA
Molecule: messenger RNA, 6208 nt
Organism: Hyaena hyaena (striped hyena)
Lineage: Eukaryota; Metazoa; Chordata; Mammalia; Carnivora; Hyaenidae
Gene: DENND11
Product: DENN domain containing 11
Exons: 10
Coding region: 1-1368 (455 amino acids)
Cellular component (GO): cytoplasm
Source: RefSeq, a predicted model, not a curated record